AUGAGUCCAUCGAUGGCGGCCUCGCCUGACUCUCCUGCCUCUCUUGCAUCUUCCGAUUCUGAUUCGGAUUGGGAGACUGAUGAUUCUGAACCUCGCCCUUCUGCACCACGCAACUCAAACGGACGCGGAAACACAACUAUCCGACGUCGUCGACAGAUCAGAGAAGUCUUAUCACCUGCAUUCGACAUGUCUCCCUUUGGUGAUGGCGCUCUGGGCGACUUCAUGUAUGGACUUGAGGCAAAUGGCUUUGGUUCGAUGCUCAGAGACGCUGGUAUACCGCACAUGGGUUCUGAGUAUGGUGACUUUGGUACCUUUGACGAUUCCGACAGUUCUGACUCCGAAGAUUCUGACUCUGAUGAUUCUGAUGAGUCUAGCGAUUCUGACGACGAGGACGAUCCUGGCGACUCUGACGAUUCCGACAGCGAAGACGAUGAUUCUUCCUCUUCCUCUUCAGGCGACUCCUCUGAUGAUUCAGACUCCCAACAGAGGAAGAAACGUCGCGUUGAAGACGCCAGGGCCGACGAUUCUUCUUCAGAUGACUCUUCCGAGGAGGAAGCAGAGGACUGGGCCGUAUGGGAGAGGAAGAUAAAGGCAGAGCACCAAGCCAGGGCCGCCGCUGCUGCAACAAAGACUUCUUCUAAUGGCCCCUCCAAACAGCCGACAUCAGCACAACCUCCAGUCGAAGCUCAGAAAACCCAAGAUGAGAUAAAUGCCUCCUCAUCAACGGCCCAAGGCAACUUCCAAGACAACGACUCGAACUCAGCACAACCUCCAGACAAGAUCCAGCAACGCGAGGAUGAUCCGGAUACUGCCUCACCAACCGUGGAAGAGAAGUCCACCGAAGCUCGUAAUCGCGGUAGUGAUCUGUAUCGCAAGCGCUUAUUCGAUGAGGCGACCAAGGCAUACUUUGAAGCUCUGUCGCUUACUCCCAAUGAUCCUGCACCACUCUCCAACCUCUCAGCUGUACAAUUCGAGCUAGGAGGCUACCCUGGAUCCAUAAAGUACGCCGAGAAGGCCCUUCAGUUGCUCAACAACGAAGCAGAUUCCAACCCGAAGAAGCAGAAACUCUUCUCCAGACUUGCGAGGGCACAAGCACUUCAGCUACAGAACGCAGCACCUUUGGUAUCCAAAUUCGAGUCCUCCGAUACGAUCCGCAACAGUGCUAUUCAAGCAGGAGUCACUUGGAUGGGUGACGAGAUCAAGCUUUCUCUAAGACCUUCCCCCGAACCGGAAAACUCGGCCAAGCCUACAGACGCAACAUACCCAGCCUUUAAGGCCACUAUCGCCUCAAAGAGGACCACUGCAGAAUCAUCCGCAUCCAGAACACAGAAACCAUCACCAUCAUCCAUACCAGCGCACAUCUCCAACGACAUCGAUCGCAAACUUAUCAAGGAGUUCCAAAUCACUGUUUCUCUUCUAGCAUCCAUCGUCACUACCAACGCAAAAGAACCAGGCUUGUCCAAAUCCGAGAGAAGAGAUCGUCGAGAAUACGUCCGCGUCGUCAAUGAACUCCGUCGUCGCGCAGACCCCACCUUCAAGCCUCCCAUGCCUAGCGAAUUCAGAACCUGGCCUCUUCUCGAGCUCCUUUGUGAAGUCAGAGGAGCUGAAUUCAUAGCGGUCCAUGGAAACCUGUUGCCAAAGAACCUGUACUGCCAGAGACAUAUCUGUAGACUUGUUGCUGGUACGGUUCUUUCGCUGGACACGCCUAGCAAGAAGUCAUUGGAGUACAUGAAGGACUUUGACGAGCAUAUCCGAGCCAGAAGGAUACUGUACAACUCCACAACCGCUCCGGAGGCACCCGUAUCGGAGAAAGAAGCAUUAUCACCGGCAUCGAUGCCAGAUCACAUAUCCAACGACGUCGACCGCAAACUAGUCAGGGAGUUCCAAACCACCCUCUCCCGUUUUGCCGACGCCGCCGCCAAAGAUGCGAACGACGAGCAUCCAUAUAUGCCCAAGUCGAUCAGAAAAGCCCGUCGAGAAUACGUCCGUGUCGUCGAUGAGCUUCGUCAACGUACAGAUCCUAGCUUUGCACCAUUCAAACCAACCAAGUUCGAGAAGUUGUCAGAUGGAGAUCUCAUCAACGAAGUCAGAGAAGCAGAAAUGAUGGUCAUCAUGGCUCCGCUGUUACCCAAGAAUAAACAAUGCCAGCUACAUAUCUGCAAGCUUGUCUCUGGCGAGAUGCCUUCGUUGGAGGUGCCGAGCAGUGAGUCUCUGAACUUUGUGGAGGAGUUUGACAAGCACAUUGAGACGAGGAAGAGAUAUGACGCGUGGAAAGAGAAGGAGGUCAAGGAGCCCAAAUCGGAAGGACAGAUGAACCCAGAUUGUGCUCCACAUUAUGCCCUGACUACACACAUUCGCGUAUCGGUGUCAUCGAUCUCAGUAUGCUCCUGGCAGGUGAAGCAAUUCCGAAUUGGUUGA
Aureobasidium namibiae CBS 147.97 is the source of this 2418-nucleotide messenger RNA. RefSeq lists its product as uncharacterized. Gene Ontology annotation, molecular function: protein binding. The transcript is spliced from 2 exons. The record is from RefSeq and is a predicted model, not a curated record. Bases 1 to 2418 code for a protein of 805 amino acids. Lineage: Eukaryota; Fungi; Ascomycota; Dothideomycetes; Dothideales; Saccotheciaceae.